GUUUCUGUGUCUCGGCCGGUCGCUCUCCUCCGCCCGCAGCACCAUGAGUAGCGGCCGUGUCUGGUGGCGGGACUAGGAUGCCGUUUGUACAACUGGAGGAACCCUGGCAAAAAAUGGAAGUGUCGAGUGUGAGUGAGAGCUUCAGCAUGGAGGAGAAUAGAGCUGGAUCAAUCCUUCUUGUUUCAGCCCCUUGGGUUCCCAAAUAUAGACAAGCUCCACUGAGAUGAGGAUUCCUAGCUGGAUACUAAUAACCACACUAUAUUUCAGGAUGAAGGAAGAUUCAAGGAGAUUGCAAUCACGCAUCAUGUGAAAGAAGGCUGUGAGAAGGCUGAUCCCACGCAAUUUGAAUUGCUAAAGGUCCUUGGUCAGGGAUCUUUUGGAAAGGUCUUUCUAGUUAGAAAGGCGGUUGGCCCUGAUGCUGGACAGUUGUAUGCCAUGAAAGUACUCAAGAAAGCUACUCUGAAAGUACGGGAUCGUGUCCGAACAAAAAUGGAACGAGAUAUUCUAGUGGAAGUAAAUCAUCCCUUUAUAGUCAAAUUACACUAUGCCUUUCAGACUGAAGGGAAACUUUAUCUAAUUUUGGAUUUCCUCAGGGGAGGGGAUGUAUUUACACGCUUAUCCAAAGAGGUCAUGUUUACUGAGGAAGAUGUCAAGUUCUACCUCGCAGAAUUGGCCCUUGCUUUGGAUCAUCUACACAGCUUGGGAAUAGUGUACAGAGAUCUAAAGCCAGAAAACAUUUUACUUGAUGAAGGAGGACAUAUCAAGUUAACAGAUUUUGGGCUAAGUAAAGAAUCAGUUGACCAAGAAAAGAAGGCAUACUCAUUUUGUGGUACUGUGGAGUACAUGGCACCAGAAGUAGUUAACAGGCGAGGUCACACACAGAGUGCAGAUUGGUGGUCAUUUGGUGUGCUUAUGUUUGAGAUGCUUACUGGUACAUUGCCAUUUCAAGGUAAAGACCGGAAUGAAACUAUGAACAUGAUACUCAAAGCUAAAUUAGGAAUGCCUCAGUUUCUUAGUCCAGAAGCUCAAGGUCUUCUCAGAAUGUUAUUCAAGCGAAAUCCUGGGAACAGACUAGGAGCUGGCCCUGAUGGAGUUGAAGAGAUCAAAAGGCAUCCAUUCUUUGCUACCAUUGACUGGAAUAAACUAGUCAGAAAGGAAAUUCAACCUCCGUUUAAACCUGCUGCUGGUAAGCCAGAAGAUACUUUCUGCUUUGAUCCAGAAUUUACAGCUAAAACACCAAAAGAUUCACCUGGAAUUCCACCAAGUGCUAAUGCACAUCAGCUCUUCAGAGGUUUUAGUUUUGUUGCAACUAGUGCAGUGGAAGAAGUCCAAAGCAACCCACUUACAGCAGUACACCCUAUUGUACAGCUGCAUGGGAACAGCAUGCAAUUCAAUGACGGAUAUGAGCUAAAAGAAGAUAUUGGAGUUGGCUCCUACUCUAUCUGCAAGCGUUGUAUACAUAGAGUUACCAAUAUGGAGUUUGCAGUCAAGAUAAUUGAUAAGAGCAAACGAGAUCCUUCAGAGGAGAUUGAGAUACUAAUGCGCUAUGGACAGCAUCCAAACAUCAUUACUUUGAAAGAUGUGUAUGAUGAUGGCCGAUAUGUUUACCUUGUCAGCGAACUAUUGAAAGGGGGUGAGCUGCUCGAUAGGCUCCUUCGACAGAAGUACUUUUCUGAACGAGAAGCCAGUGCUGUGCUAUUCACAAUAACAAAAACAGUAGAAUAUCUUCACUGCCAAGGGGUUGUGCAUAGGGACUUAAAGCCAAGUAAUAUUUUGUAUAUGGAUGAAUCUGGUGAUCCUGAAUCUAUCCGGAUAUGUGACUUUGGCUUUGCUAAACAGCUGCGUGGUGAAAAUGGCCUGCUUAUGACCCCGUGUUACACAGCCAACUUUGUGGCUCCUGAGGUUCUUAUGCAACAGGGUUAUGAUGCUGCCUGUGACAUCUGGAGCCUUGGAGUGCUCCUUUACACUAUGCUGGCUGGUUAUACUCCUUUUGCCAAUGGACCAAAUGAUACUGCAGAAGAAAUUUUAUUACGAAUAGGAAGUGGCAAAUUCUCACUGAGCGGAGGCAACUGGGAUACAGUCUCAGAUGCAGCUAAGGAUUUAUUGUCCAAUAUGCUUCAUGUUGAUCCCCAUCAAAGAUUCACAGCAGAACAGGUACUUAAGCAUCCCUGGAUAACUUGCCGGGAUCAGCUACCACAUUUCCAACUAAAUCGACAGGAUGCACCUCAUCUGGUAAAAGGUGCCAUGGCUGCUACAUAUUCUGCCCUCAACCACAAAACCCUUCGUCCAGUGUUGGAGCCAGUUGCAGCUUCAAGUUUAGCCCAACGCAGAGUCAUGAAAAAACUUACCUCAACAGACUUAUGAAAUAUGUAUGAAUCAACAAUAUCUGACUUUUUCAAUUGACUUGAAUGGCAGCAAACUCCUGGAGGUUGCACUAACUUAAGAGUUUUUGCUUUUCCUUUUUUUUUUACUUUGAGUAUUGGGCGAUCACGCUACCAAAUCAAGACGAAGGAUUAGGUUCACUGGAAGAUGGAAUGAUAAGAUUUUAUCAACUACAAAAAGGUUACAGAGGCUAAUUCAUCUCAUUAAACACAGACAGGUUUACAUCAUGAAAGUUGAAUCUUAUCAUUGCAAUUUUGAAAAGGGCAAAAUAAUUCUAAUCAAGGUGGCAAUGGGAUCAGAGAAGUAAGGAGGUCAGUCACUGGUGGCCACAUUCAGAGCUAUUUUGCUUUUCUGUGAUCUUGUUCUGAGACAAUGGUUAAUUAAACUUUGUAUUUUAUUUAUUUACUUUCAUUUUCAAGAAAUACAGUACUUUUAGAUAAAGUUUUAUUUUGAUGUCAAUUUAUAUAUUGUCAUUAAAAUGUCAUAUUGCACAUCACUUCUGGAUUGUAUAAAAUUGUCCAACAGCCUUAAUAUUGCUCCUUAACAAAUGUCCUUUAUUUGGUUUUCCACUGUUUCUGAAAUUGCUAGACAGCACUUGAAUUUCUGCAUUUUAGUAAUUGGAUAAAUAUUAUCCAAGAAAUAUAUUUGACAAUGUUUCACCUUUUGUUGUUGAGAUUACAGUGAAAUCUAGAAAAUGAUAACAUUUAGCGUAUUAACCACGCUAAGGUAGAAGAUCCUGCAGUUUUUUCAAGUAAUUUCUAAAGACACAAAUGAAAAUAGUAUUGUAUCGUGUUGAUGUGCUUCAUCAUCAUGUUCACAACAAUAACAUUUUGAUUUCUUCAGUUUUCUGUGGUUUGUGAAGUUGAAGAUAGCUAAUGAUGUCAUUUGCAUGGUGAGACUGCAAUACUACUUGUCCCAUAUUCUAGUCAUAUUUUCAAAAUCAACCAACUUGUGUAAUUGGACCGAAUUGGAAUCUUGGCCCUAAACAAAUGGAAAACUACAAUAAAGAUGAGACAUUUCAAAA
This is a messenger RNA of Carcharodon carcharias (great white shark), 3406 nucleotides long. RefSeq names its product ribosomal protein S6 kinase alpha-6. Gene Ontology annotation, molecular function: magnesium ion binding; ATP binding; ribosomal protein S6 kinase activity. The record is from RefSeq and is a predicted model, not a curated record. Lineage: Eukaryota; Metazoa; Chordata; Chondrichthyes; Lamniformes; Lamnidae. Gene Ontology annotation, biological process: protein phosphorylation. The coding region runs from base 436 to 2364 and encodes 642 amino acids. The transcript has 22 exons.